This is a messenger RNA of Phaethon lepturus (White-tailed tropicbird), 1950 nucleotides long. RefSeq names its product NACHT, LRR and PYD domains-containing protein 3-like. The record is from RefSeq and is a predicted model, not a curated record. Gene Ontology annotation, cellular component: cytoplasm. The transcript is spliced from 3 exons. NCBI's taxonomy places the organism in Eukaryota, Metazoa, Chordata, Aves, Phaethontiformes, Phaethontidae. The coding region runs from base 1 to 1950 and encodes 649 amino acids.
AUGGCAGGGGGAGAGCGUGCGUUAGCUGGUCUCUUAGGCGUGCUGCAGGGUCUUGCACCUAAAGACUUUCAGGAGUUUAAGGUGAAGUUAUCGGAGGUUCACGUGGAAGGAGGAUGGAACAUCCCCAAGGAUUCACUGGCGAAUGCCGCCCACCCUUGCGCGCUUGCCAGCUGCAUGGGCAAGAACUACAGCGAAGACACCGCGAUGGACAUAGCGAUCGGGUUGUUCAAAGAGAUGAACCAGAGAGACCUUGCUGAGAAACUCCUGGAUGAGAAGGUGAACGAGUACAAGCGGAAAUACAGAGAGCACGUGGUCCAGGAGUUCCUCCGGUACAAAGAAGCGAACUCCUGUCUUGGGGAGAACCUGUCCGUCAGCAGCCGCUACGCUGACCUGACCAUCGCCAGGAGGCCUUGGAGCAAGUGCGGAGGUGAGCAUGAAGCUGUGGCCACGACCACAAUCACCACGCAGACGCUGUUUAAACCUGACAAAGAUGGGCAAACGCCGCAGGUCGUGGUGCUGGUGGGGGCCCCAGGGAUGGGGAAGACGAUGACGGUCAGGAAGGUGAUGGUGGAGUGGGUGGAAGGGACCCCCUACGCACAGUUUGACUAUGUCUUCUGCAUAGACUGUAAAGACAUUGCCUAUACCAAGGAAGCGAGCGUGGCAGACCUGGUUGCAAAGUGCUGCCCUCACAGGCAGAUGCCAGCUGGGAAGAUCCUGGAUGACCAGAAGAAGAUCCUGUUCAUUUUUGAUGGCUUCGAGGCCCUGGGAUUUUCCUUGGUUCAGCCUGAAGAUGAGCUGAGCUCCGAUCCCAGGGAAGUGAAGCCACUGGAAACCACCCUGAUGAGCUUGUUGAAGAAGACUGUUCUCCCUGAGUCCUCCUUGCUCAUUACCACGAGGCCAACAUCUCUUCAAAGCCUGGGACGGUGCCUGGAGGGGGAGUAUUAUGCAGAAAUACUGGGAUUUUCAGCAGUCAUGAGGGAGGAGUAUUUCCACAGGUAUUUUGAGAACGACAAUAAAGCCGACAUGGCCUUCAGGUUUGCCAGAGGCAAUAAGAUCCUCUACAGCUUGUGUGCCAUCCCUGUCAUGAGCUGGACUGUCUGCACCAUCCUUGAACAAGAGCUUUGCAAGAAGAAAAACCUCGUCGAGUGCUCUAAAGCUACCACGUGGAUGAGCGUGUUUUACCUCUCCUGGUUAAUGAAGUGCAGAGACAGGGACAACCCGCAGGACCUUCAGCAGUUCCUGCACAAGCUUUGCUCCUUGGCUGCUGACGGCAUCUGGAAGCACAAGGUCCUCUUUGAGGAGAAGGAAAUCAAGGACCGUGGCUUGGACCAGCUAGACCUUCUCCCUCUCUUCCUUAAUGAGAAAAUCUCAAAGCAAGGUGUAGACCGUGGGAACGUCUAUAGCUUCACCCACCUGCACCUCCAGGAGUUUUUUGCAGCAAUGUUUUACGUUCUGGAGGAUGAUGAAGAAAUGGUCGGCGACUCAGGGACUCCUGUGAAGGAUGUAAAUAUGUUAUUAGAAAGCUAUAGCAAGUCCAGGAAGGAUUUGAACUUAACAGUGCGCUUCCUGUUUGGUCUGGUAAGCCAAAAAUCCAUAGAAUACGCAGACAAAACCAUUGGGUGCAGAAUUUCACCUCAAGCCAGGGAAGAUAUGCUGAGGUGGCUUCAGGGGAGGCACAGAGGCAUCUCCCAUCCCAGCCAAGCACUGAAGGUUACCGAGUUGGACACUUUCCAUUUUUUGUUCGAGAUGAACGAGAAAAGCUUUGCCCAAAGCGCAUUGGGUCAUUUCACCGGCGUAGACUUGCAGGAUAUCAAGUUGACCCUGUACGACCAAAUGGCUCUUUCCUUCUGCAUCAGGCAGUGGGCAGGGCUGGGUUGCGUCGCCCUCCGAGGAUGCUCCUUCGACCAGCAAGAUCCCAGGGAGGACCCGGCCACAUCGGUGCCUCGGUAA